Molecule: messenger RNA, 2871 nt
Organism: Pteropus alecto (black flying fox)
Lineage: Eukaryota; Metazoa; Chordata; Mammalia; Chiroptera; Pteropodidae
Gene: XKRX
Product: XK related X-linked
Exons: 3
Coding region: 646-1995 (449 amino acids)
Cellular component (GO): membrane
Source: RefSeq, a predicted model, not a curated record
UUCAGUGCAGGUCCUGACAGAGCGCCGGGGGAGUCGGCGAGCAGGAGAGCAGGCAAGCUAAUAGCCAGAGCCUAACAAUAGCUACAGGACUUAGCUACUGAACUGAAUUCCCGAAGGGACACUCAGGCUGCGCCCCCUCUUCUGGCCUGGCGCAGUUCUGGGCUGAUUUGAGAGGGCAUACUGGUCAGGACUCUUCAAGAGGAGCUGCUGAGUGUCGGUGUCCCAACAGAGUGGCUACCCUCCGCCCACCUCGGCCUAGGGGGCUGCGAAAAGAGGAGCCGCCACGAAAACAACUGUUCCCAUGGCCCCUCAGGUGCCUGGAAUUGGACACCGGGCUGGGAACAAAAAUCCUUGCUUUUGCCUUGUCCAAUUUUCACAGCACGUAUAUUGACAAUUGGAAUCCUGGGCCAAUCAAGAGUCGCAUUCAAAGUGGUACUUCUGGGAUCUCCAUCCCACACUCCAACAAGUCUAAUUUGAGAGUAGAAGAGAGGAGCCUCCAGCUCUAACUACUAGAUCUCCCAUCUGGAAUUGGACUUGACAGCUCUCCUCACCAGUACUUGGACUGCAGUGGCUACAGGGUUCUCUUGGGAUGUGGGGGUGGGAGGUACUCUGAAGACCAAACCAAGACCAAACAUCGACUCAACAAUGGACCGAGUUUAUGAAAUUCCAGAGGAACCAAACGCGGAUCCGAUUUCAUCCCUGGAGGAAGAUGUCAUCCGUGGGGCCAACCCCCGAUUUACCUUUCCGUUUGGCAUCCUUUUCUCCACCUUUUUGUACUGUGGGGAGGCUGCAUCUGCCUUGUACAUGGUUAGAGUCUAUCGAAAGAAUAGUGAAACCUACUGGAUGACAUACACCUUUUCCUUCUUUAUGUUUUCAUCCAUUAUGGUCCAGUUGACACUCAUUUUUGUCCACAGAGAUCUAGCCAAAGAUAAGCCACUAUCAUUGUUUAUGCAUCUAAUCCUCUUGGGACCUGUUAUCAGAUGUUUGGAGGCCAUGAUUAAGUACCUAACAUUGUGGAAGAAAGAAGGGCAGGAGGAGCCCUAUGUCAGCCUCACCCGAAAGAAGAUGCUAAUAAAUGGCGAGGAGGUGCUGAUAGAAUGGGAGGUGGGCCAUUCCAUCCGGACCCUGGCUAUGCACCGCAAUGCCUACAAACGUAUGUCACAGAUCCAAGCCUUCUUGGGCUCAGUGCCCCAGCUGACCUAUCAGCUCUAUGUGACCCUGAUCUCUGCGGAGGUCCCCCUGGGUAGAGUUGUGCUAAUGGUCUUUUCCCUGAUAUCUGUCACGUAUGGGGCUACCCUCUGCAAUAUGUUGGCUAUCCAGAUCAAGUACGAUGAAUACAAGAUUCGCCUUGGGCCACUAGAAGUCCUCUGCAUCACCAUCUGGCGGACGUUGGAGAUUACUUCCCGCCUCCUCAUUCUGGUGCUCUUCUCAGCCACCUUGAAACUGAAGGCUGUGCCUUUUUUAUUGCUCAACUUUCUGAUCAUCCUCUUUGAGCCCUGGGUUAAAUUCUGGAGGAGUGGUGCCCAGAUGCCCAAUAAUAUUGAGAAAAAUUUCAGCCGAGUUGGCACCCUGGUGGUGCUGAUUUCUGUUACCGUCCUUUAUGCUGGCAUCAAUUUCUCUUGCUGGUCAGCUUUGCAGCUGAAGUUGGCAGACAGGGACCUUGUUGAAAAAGGUCAGAACUGGGGACAUAUGGGCCUGCACUAUAGUGUGAGAUUGGUAGAGAAUGUGAUCAUGGUCUUGGUUUUUAAGUUCUUUGGAGUGAAAGUGUUACUGAAUUACUGUCAUUCCUUGAUUGCCCUGCAGCUCAUUAUUGCUUACCUAGUUUCCAUUGGGUUCAUGCUCCUUUUUUUCCAGUACUUGCAUCCAUUGCGCUCACUCUUCACCCACAAUGUAGUGGACUACCUCCACUGUGUCUGCUGCCACUGGCACCCUCGGGGCAGGGUUGAGAACUUGGAGCCAUCCUUUGAUGUUGAAGCAAGGCAAAGCAUUGUCUAAUUCUGUCUUCUGGGUAUUUGGAGAUGGAUUGGGGGUGACCAAGAGCAGCUGUGAAAUUGAAAGAGAGAAUGAGGCUUUUGGGUGAGUACUCACCUGGACAUUUUCUUGAGUUUUCUAGUAAGCCUAUCAGAAGAAAGAGAAGCCCCCAAAUGGGUUUUAUUUUAUUAAGAUUGAUUGCUAUGUUUGGACACCAUGGUAGCCACCAUAUACCCAGAAGGGUCAGAGAUACCAUUUACAUUCCUCCCACCUACGUCAUCUGUCUGCCUGCCCUACAGGAUAACACACUUUAGGCUCUCUGUGAUCCUCUAGCUCUGCUCAUUUGCUUGAGGCAUUACUGAGCUUUUCUCAUGCUGAGCUGAAGCCAGAAUCUCACCAGAAAGUAUCCUAAUUGAUCAGAGAAUGUGACGACUUACUAGCUAUGGAUACUCCCCAGAAUAUAGUCUAACUAAUGUGGAACCUAUAACUGUAAGCGUGGCUGGGGUCUUUUAAUUCCAAAAAGAAGAAAACCUCCACUAAUAAAAGAGCUUCUCCCCAGAUGAGUUACCUCCCCAUUAGGAUUUUACUAGUGAUUAUUCAUCAAAAACCUGUCUUUUCAGUGGCCCUUACUAGGCACACUCUGAGAAGGGAGUGCAGAGUAAGAUUCCUUCAGGGCAUAUGCCACAAUGAGCUUUUCUCAGGGACCUGCAUGGGCCUCCAUUUUGUCCAGUGGAGUGGUUGAGUAAAACCUCUCACUUUGUGCCUCAUUAUAUGGGAUUCUCUCCAACCCAGUUUUUCUGUGUUUUUGGAGUUUUGCUACUUGAUAUGGGCCUCAGAGAAGCCGAACUGUAAUUAAAAAAUGUUUCUAAUAUGUGGAAGAAAUGAAGAUUUCAUUAUGUC